UAACUUUCAACGAAGAUUUGGACUUUGAAGAAAAGUGUCUUUCUUAUAUUUUUUUCAAAUAGUUGACAAUGGUUUAUAUAUAGAUGUGAACUAAAAACUAAGUGAUAAUUGUGCAAAUCUUCCUUUGCAGUGUUCUAAAUGCUUACAUUUUAGAGCUGUAGUUACAGAGCACAUACUUUAUGAAACUAUAUAUAUCUAUUCAGUAUCAACAAAGAGCUUACAAUUGUUUUGUGAAAACAUAGGAUUUGUUAACAUGACUUCUUAAAUUUUAUUCUUGAUAGUUGAUAAACAAAAGUUUACAUACAGCAACAUGAAAAUGUAAGUGUAUUGUUUUUUCUUAAGGGCCAAGUUUAUUAUAAAUAACAGAGAGUUCAAGUAUUUUAAAAAUGUCUUUUUUGCAAAAAGAAAUGAUCAAGUCCAAAGCAAACAGUAUGCAUGAUCCAUCAAGAUUGUCAUCAAGACUUUUGCAACACAGAGGUCCAAUUCAAAAAAGAGAUUAUGAACCAGUUUCAUGGACAGAGUACUUUAGUGAAAGAAAACCAGUUGAUGUGAAUGGUGAUAUUUUUCAUGUCUACCAGCAAGGAACCGAAGGACCUUUAUUAGUAUUAUUACAUGGAGGUGGUUACAGUGCAUUGACAUGGUCUCAAUUUACAAAAUGCAUAAUUGGCUUAGUAACAUGCCAGGUUUUGGCAAUUGAUAUGAGAGGUCAUGGUGGUACCACUACUAAAAACGAUGAUGACUUGUCAAUCAAUACUUUAUCCACUGAUGUUGCCAAAAUAUUAGAAAUUGUAUCAAAUAAUCAGCCAGUGAUUCUUGUUGGUCAUAGCUUGGGUGGCGCUGUUGCAGUCAGAUCGGCUCCUCUCAUUCCAAACAUUGCUGGUGUUGUUGUGAUAGAUGUAGUGGAAGGAACAGCUAUCGAUGCUCUUAGAUCAAUGCAAGGUUUCUUGAGAUCCCGCCCUUCAUCAUUUUCAUCCAUAUCCAAAGCAAUUGAGUGGUGCGUUCGCAGUGGCCAAAUAAGAAAUAAUCAUUCAGCAAAAGUUUCUGUGCCAGGACAAAUAAAAAAUGUAGAAACUGAAGUCUUGGGAGCUGAUGAUUUAGAAUCAAAGUCUGAAGCUGAAGAUAUCAACACAAACUCAGCACCGCUUGGUGGACCAAUGGGAGUUAUACCAGAAGGUGAAUUGAGUACCUCAUCUGCACCUACCGAUGUCAAUACAACCAAGUACACAUGGAGGAUCAAUCUUGCAAAGACAGAAAAAUAUUGGAACGAAUGGUUUGAAGGUUUAUCUGCAGCUUUUCUAGAUAUACUUGCACCAAAAAUGCUUUUGCUUGCUGGUGUUGACAGAUUAGAUAGAGAACUCACUGUUGGCCAAAUGCAAGGUAAAUUCCAACUGCAAGUUUUAACUGCCUGUGGCCAUGCUGUACAAGAAGAUUUACCAGACAAGGUAGCAGAAGCUGUGGCUACAUUUUUAGUCAGACAUAAGUAUGCAAAACCUACAGCAGAUUUUACUUGGACAGUACCAGCUUGUUGAGAGAUCACCAUGAGCAGAUCAUAAGAUGUUAUGCAUUUCCAUUUCUUUGAGGAAAACAAAUAAGCUAUGAAAUUUUUGAGUGUCUCACGAAAGUGAUUUUUUAUAAUAAUUUUGCAAUUAAAACAUGUUACACUUAUAGAGUUGAACUCCACAUAUAAACAUGAGUACUGUAAUUAAGUUGUUUUUUUAUUGAUGAGAGAAAAUCAAUUCUUAAAAUUAAAUCAUUUUCACUUGUAUACAUAAGUUUCAAAAAGCUGUGGAUAAAUAAUACAAAUUUGAAAUAGUCUUUUUUUUAUAAUUGCUAAAAUGGCUCCAAAUAAAAGAAAGCAUUUAUG
This is a messenger RNA of Phymastichus coffea, 1864 nucleotides long. RefSeq names its product protein phosphatase methylesterase 1. Gene Ontology annotation, biological process: protein demethylation. Gene Ontology annotation, molecular function: protein methylesterase activity. The record is from RefSeq and is a predicted model, not a curated record. Bases 387 to 1529 code for a protein of 380 amino acids. Lineage: Eukaryota; Metazoa; Arthropoda; Insecta; Hymenoptera; Eulophidae. The transcript has a single exon.